CCCAUCAGUCCGCACUUUUGCACUCUACUCUACCACUAUCGCUCCCUCUCUCCAUCUCUCUCUAUCUCUCUUCAGUCUUGUGUCUUCAGUCUUCAGUCUUCAGUUUUCAGUCUUCAGUCGCCGCUUCCUUUGACGCGUACGCUCCUUCAGUCUGAAACUGUCGCGAUCUUCUUCGACCGGUGCUGUUUCGCUCUGUUCUCCUCCGAGUUAGCUCGAGGCGUUUGGCACAAGUUCUCGCAGUUCCAGCUCUGUUCAGUUCAUCUUGUCUUCUGCGACUCGAGUCGUGGCGACUCUUCCGUUGUGUCCGGUUGCGCUUUUACCGUUGGAUCGUACCUAGCUGUUACGUUCGACAAGCUCCGGAAAUGGUUCCGUUUGGGUGUUCUCGCUAAAUUUGUUCGGCCGCUUCGAAUUGUUCUCAUGAGCUACCGGUUCAGAUUUUUCCGAUCUUCCUGUAAUUUAAUGCGUUCGUGUCGCACCGAAUGCCUGCCUAAGAAAAUUGACUUGACACCUGUCUCGGUGAAUUUCGUAGUACUCGUUUGUUCCUUUUACGUUCUAAAAGUUCUUCUGUCCAUUCGACUCUGUUCUGUUCUCCUUCUCUUCGCUAUUCCGGUGUUUGGUUCUAUUGACAUUUUUUCAUCUGCUUCGCUUUUCAACCAAAGCAAGAUGAUUACCUCUCGAGUUAUCAGCAUUUUCAUCGUGGCCCAGGUAGUACUGUCAGAAACGAAGGAGCAUAACGCCAUCAUCAGGAUUUGCGGAACAAAACUCUCCGACAUGAUUCGAAUGAUGUGCAAGGACACCGGCUUCGUGGGCCCGUUUGAGUUCAAUAACUCGGGAGGACGUGGAGUGGCGGAUGAGUGUUGCGUAUACGGAUGUUCACUUAGCACGAUAGAACUCUACUGCGCUGCAUCCCCGACCCAGUACAGCAGCAAGUCAGCGGUGAAGAGGACGACGACUUACAAGGAGCAGAUGGAGCUGAUGUUGAAUUCGUUGCACUCGAUGGACUUGUCGAAGCGGGAGCUGGACAUAGUGGCGAUGGGCGAGGACAUAGCGUCGAUUUCCAACUCCAUUUCAACGAUCGGAAGGAGCCCAGCAGAGCCGAGGGCCAACGAAGAUAGGAAGAACAACGAGGAGACGGAGAGGAUCCUGUUGAGGGAGCUGAGCCAGCAGGGCGGUCACCUCAUCAAGCCUCAGCAGCAGCAGCAGCAGCAGCAGCAGCAGCAACAACAGCAGCAGCAAGAGCAGAUGCAGCAGCCCCGCGAGCGAGUAUGGCAUUCGGAAGGGCCGGUAGCUGCCGUUUCCGCCAAUUCCGCCUCGCCGCCCGGCGACAGCUCGGUGACUAACUCAGUUCCUAACCUAUCCUCGGAUUUUAGGGAGUCCAGCAGCGCGCAGCAAACACAAAGGAGCUCCUCACUUAGCAAUGAUCUCAUCUCAACAACUAGCUCGACAAGCAAGAGGCCAACACAUCCGCCACUUCAAAUCGGUGUCCAGACACCAUACUUUCUAGGAAAACAAUUAAUUCAGCCGAAAACAAGACACCAGCAAGAUUCCGAAUCAAGUAAAAAUGCACUAACUCAAAACGAAUCCUAAAUUUACUUUUAAAAUGCGCUCGCUGUGCCUUCUGAAUGAAUUGCCUUUGAAGAUGAAUUAGGUCCACAUCCAAAUCUCUCAUCGAAGAUUUGUUUGAACUCUCAUAUCUGAACGAACCUCUUUAAAUCAUGGAUGUCAUGCAUUAAAAUCAGUUGCUGAUUCCCUGAUGAGUUUUUUCGGUAGCAAGUCGGUGAUCUCAUUUUUUGCUACUGAAAAAUUUUAUUCAAAUUGCAUUCAAACUCCACGUGAGUUCUUCGCUAUCCCUCCUAGCUCAUAUAUUUUAUUUAUGUUCUCCUCAACAUAAAACAGAUUUUAGCCACAAAAGCUCAUAUUUUAUGAAUUGAUACUCCUGGAAUAAGAGGGCAUUUGCAUCCAUAAGUUCUUUUACCGUGAAAAUCGAUUUCAUCAUUAGCUGACGAAAAACUAAAAUAUAAAAAACAUAAACCGAAAAUCGUCCGAAUCGCUUCUUUUCCAAUUUUAUUUUUCGGACUUUUUGCCUCUUAGUGUAACAAACAACUGAUAAAAUUGCCUGAAAACUCAUUUUUAUAAAUUCUUCUUCUUACCUCGAUUUUUAUUAUUUUCGUCCUUUUAUAUCAUGACACAUCACAUAUGGUUUAUUUAUUGAACAUCCCUAAUUCAUCUUCGUUAAAGGUUAAGCGCGUAUUGAAGUGAUAAUUUAUGUAAGAAAUUUUAAGUAUUGACUUUUGAUCUUUUCUCCUAAAAUGUAACUAUUUAUUAAUUUAUUUGAUUUUUUCACUGUCUCCGUAUUUUUAAACACAUAUUUAUUUUGUUUUUUUCUCCUCGUGUUAGUCGUUUUGCACUUUAUGCUCAUUUUUUUCUACAGUCUCGUCAAUGUUGUUUCAAUCUUGGUUAACUUUCAAUGUCCCCCCCCCCCCUUUUAAACAUUUUUAAAGUUUUAAUUUUCUUGGUACAAUAGUGAAAUUUUUACAAUGGAUAAUGGAAAUUGAGAAUUAUUAUUCUAACACGCGCACUCACGUCAUUGUAGACUCCAUAAAGUGUUCGAAAAUAAAAAGAGAGGGGCCUUCAUUUUCGGAAGCAAAUCAAUUGAAAGAUAAAUUUUUGUGGGGCAAACUUGUUCGUACUCGAUAAUACCCAAGAAUGUAUGCGGUGUGAAUACUCAUGCAAAGAUGAGAAAACUGUACCUGAAUAUUCCAUAAAUCUAAAAUGACUUGAGCUAUGUCACGCAGAUUUAAUACAACAAAAGGAUGCAUAAUUUGUUUAUGGUAUUCGUAUUUCAGAUUUUUUUUUAUUUUUAGAAAAAUUAAUUUCAAAUCAAAACUUCCAAUUUCAUCCCAUUUUUCUCCUUUUGGAAACUCUCUCACAACUACCUUAAUUGCCAAUAUUCUUUUCUUGUGCGUUUUUCAAACUUGUGCAAAAGUAGCGACAUCAGCCCUAGGAAUGUGUUUGAUGAAGGUCAACUGCGUGGCUUGUACACGGAAAAAAUGGUAUUGCUGAUUUAACGAUUUUGUAGUUAAAAAAAGUGUCCGACAUGUUUCAUUGUAUAUUUUACAGCAGAAAAAAUGCACUAUUGUAUAAUGCUCAUUUGAAACAUGUCAGACAUAUUUUUUUUUAACAAUUUAAUUGUUAAAUCAGCAAUCCAUUUUUCCCGUGUGCAAGGAUUUUCGUCGCAGGACGCCUAAAAUAAUGCUAUUCCUUUAGUUUCUCGCUUAUGGAGUCUGUUAUUACGUGACAAGGGUACCCAAACUAAUAUCGUGUUGGCCCCCCACAAGUCCUUUUGGCCCCCUAUUGAGUCCUUUGAGGCAGCCUUCUUUUCGGUCCCGGUGCGAUUUAAGUAGCCUCGUUUGGCCUCUGUGCUUUCAAAAUCAGAAUACAAAAUCAAAAUCACUCCACAUAAAUGGUUAAAUACCUGUCCAUCGCACUAAAGCACUCACUUACAGAUAUUGUUGCCAUAAAGCGUGUACCCACUAUAGUAGGGAUCCCAUUUAUUCUCUGAGAGCACGCUCAUUCCUAUAAUCCUGAGUUAUCGGUCGUUCUUCUUUUACAAAUUGAUAUUCUUUUCAUUCAUCAUCGGCUGCGAUUACCACGCUAAACUUCAUAGAUGUAGUUAUAGUAUUCAAGUAUAAAUUACUAGAA
This is a messenger RNA of Bemisia tabaci, 3702 nucleotides long. RefSeq lists its product as uncharacterized. Gene Ontology annotation, molecular function: hormone activity; insulin-like growth factor receptor binding. NCBI's taxonomy places the organism in Eukaryota, Metazoa, Arthropoda, Insecta, Hemiptera, Aleyrodidae. Gene Ontology annotation, biological process: regulation of protein phosphorylation; cell population proliferation; positive regulation of phosphatidylinositol 3-kinase/protein kinase B signal transduction. The record is from RefSeq and is a predicted model, not a curated record. Gene Ontology annotation, cellular component: extracellular region.